Cryphonectria parasitica EP155 is the source of this 1299-nucleotide messenger RNA. RefSeq lists its product as uncharacterized. The record is from RefSeq and is a predicted model, not a curated record. NCBI's taxonomy places the organism in Eukaryota, Fungi, Ascomycota, Sordariomycetes, Diaporthales, Cryphonectriaceae. The coding region runs from base 1 to 1299 and encodes 432 amino acids. Gene Ontology annotation, molecular function: hydrolase activity. The transcript has a single exon.
AUGAACGCUCAAGGUUUACUCGACGCCCUCACAGCCGACGAGGCAUCACACAUGGCCUUCCUGCAAUCCUUUGUGCAGGCCCCCUCGCCCAACCCGCCAGGCGAUACCCGCCAGGCCGCAGCCGUCAUCCAGACCUACCUCUCCUCCCAUAACAUCACCACACAAACCAUCGCGCCGAGAGACGUCAUGCCAAACGUCGUCUCUGACUUCACCGGCGGUGGCGGCGAUGGGCCACGACUGGUAAUGAAUGGGCACAUAGACGUCUUUCCAGCCGGCACGGGUUCCGACUGGGACCGCAGCCCCUGGUCUGGCGAGGUGAUCGAGGGCCGCCUGCACGGCCGCGGGACGGUGGACAUGAAGGCCGGAACAGCCGCCAGCGUCGUCGCCUUCGCCUACCUGCACCGCUACCGAGCACAUCUACGCGGCAGCGUGGCGCUGUGCGCGGUGAGCGACGAGGAGACGGGCGGCAAGUUCGGCACGCGCUGGCUGCUGGACCACGGGCGGGACGGGCGACAGGAGCUGGCGCCAGGGGAGAAGAGCCCGUGGGCGGGCGACGUGAUGAUCGAUGGCGAGCCGGGGGCGCUGAGCACGAUCCGGUUUGCCGAGAAGGGCACGCUCAGGCUGACGUUUACCGUGGACGUGGGGCCCGGGGCGCACGGGGCCUUCACGCACCUCAGCAGGAGCGCGACGAGGAUCGCGGCGAGGCUGAUCGGGGAGCUGGCCGUCGUGGAGGACAUUAUGCCUGAGCUGGACCCGGCAUUGAGGGCGUAUGUGGCGAGGGAGGAUGUGCGGGCGGCGAUAGAUGAGUGUAUGGGGCCAGGCGCGGCGGAUAUUGCCCUGAGGUGCACGUUGAACAUUGGGACGAUCCAUGGGGGGCUCAAGGUCAAUAUGAUACCUGGGACGUGUGUCUUUGAGGCAGAUAUCCGGAUGCCGCUGGGCUUGACGGCCGAGCAGGUCAUGGAGGUCAUCUACGGCGUGCUGGAGAGAUAUCCCGACGCCAAGGUCGAGAUCCAGCAGGCUGCGAGUAACCCGGCUUCGGCAGGUGCUCAUGAUCACCCUAUGGUGGGCAUGUUGGCGAGGCAGGCGGAGCGGGUUACUGGCAGGAAGCCUCUGGCGAUUCCAUCGCUGGGGGCGACGGACUGCAAGUUUUAUCGGUACAAGGGAGUUCCGUCUUAUGUCUUUGGGGUCUCGCCUGAGACGAUGGGCGCCAAGAAUGAGAGUAUUUCUGUUCAGGAGUAUUUGUCUGUGUUGAAGACGCAUGCCUUGGCUGCUUGGGAGUAUCUUGGUGGGGAGAUGUAA